Penicillium maclennaniae is the source of this 1296-nucleotide messenger RNA. RefSeq names its product inositol polyphosphate multikinase. The coding region runs from base 1 to 1296 and encodes 431 amino acids. Gene Ontology annotation, cellular component: cytoplasm; nucleus. NCBI's taxonomy places the organism in Eukaryota, Fungi, Ascomycota, Eurotiomycetes, Eurotiales, Aspergillaceae. Gene Ontology annotation, molecular function: inositol-1,4,5,6-tetrakisphosphate 3-kinase activity; inositol hexakisphosphate kinase activity. The transcript has 2 exons. The record is from RefSeq and is a predicted model, not a curated record. Gene Ontology annotation, biological process: phosphatidylinositol phosphate biosynthetic process; inositol phosphate biosynthetic process.
AUGCCGCCCUCAAGAUCAGAGAGUUUAAAAACGCCGCAACUGGGCAGCGAUGACUUGGUGCCAUUUGACCACGUCGCCGCAGGCCACGAUGGUGUCCGCUGUACCCUUUCCGGAGCCCUGAUCGCCAAACCUUGCGUCCAGCAGGAGAUCGAUUUCUACGAAGCUAGCGCUCUCCAUCCCGAGUUUCAGGAGUUUAUCCCUCUCUUCAUUGGCUCGCUCUCGUCUGCUGAUCAGCAACAACCGCUGGCGAUUGCUGCUGCCCAAGGUCCUGGCGCUGUCUUUCUACCACCCACUGGCGAUGCCCCGACGGCUUCAAACACAUCCUCGGUUUCGUCACAACAAACACUCGCCCCGAGCAUAGGAGCUUCUUCCGGGAGAGAUCAGCCAUGGGUGCCAUCUGAAGGCAAGAAGCUAGAGACAGAACUUUCUAUCGUAUUGGAGAAUGUUGCCGCGGGAUUUCGUCGUCCAAAUGUGCUAGACGUAAAGCUCGGAGCCCGGCUCUGGGCUGAUGAUGCGCCCCCUGCCAAGCGCAACAAGUUGGAUACUGUGUCCAAAGAAACGACCAGCGGCAGCCUAGGCUACCGGAUUGCUGGAAUGAAAGUGUGGUCUGGUUCAAAUGGCGAGACCGAUGAGGGCGCCAGGACGGAUCCGUACGCGACCAAGUACGAAGGGGCGGAGGGUGCCAGAGGAGAAGUCAUCGAGAAAGAUGGAUAUCGACGCUACGACAAGUGGUAUGGCCGAUCAUUCAGUGCAGACAACGUUAAGGAAGGAUUCGAGACUUUCCUCGCUGGAGCCAAAGCGGGCUCUGUGGAUCGCUCGAAAAUGGUCGCACGCCGACUAACCGAAGAGCUACAAAACGUACAACGUGUACUUGAGUCAGAGGAGAGUCGUAUGUACUCCGCCAGUGUCUUGGUGAUUUACGAAGGCGAUCCAGAGGCAAUGAAUAUUGCCCUGGAAGAGGAAAAGAAGAUCCCCGAGCAAAAGGAUUCAGAAGACGGGGAUGAAGAAGACGGGGAAGUGGAUUUCAAGUUCACGGAAGAGCCCCUCGAGCUUCUCGAUGUAAGACUUCCAGACGGACUACCCCAAAAAGCUAUAAACAUCAGCUUCGACCCUCAAAUGGCGCAAGUUCCAUUGGAGGUAGACGAUGACGAAGAUGAAGAGGAAACCCCGAAAGUACACGACCUACGCAUCAUCGACUUCGCCCAUGCGAAAUGGACACCAGGGGAAGGACCCGACGAGAAUGUCCUGAUGGGAAUUCGCAACUUGGUCAAAAUUUUCAACGAGCUGGCCGAAUGA